Vollenhovia emeryi is the source of this 2505-nucleotide messenger RNA. RefSeq lists its product as uncharacterized. Bases 590 to 2494 code for a protein of 634 amino acids. The transcript is spliced from 3 exons. Gene Ontology annotation, molecular function: sequence-specific DNA binding. Lineage: Eukaryota; Metazoa; Arthropoda; Insecta; Hymenoptera; Formicidae. The record is from RefSeq and is a predicted model, not a curated record.
UUUUCCAAGUCCCAGUGAAAAUAAAGACCUCGGAGUGCCGUCUCGAAUUUGUUCGUUACAUAAAUCACAGGUUCGAUUAAAAAGGUACAACAGAAGCAUAUUUUGAAGAGCUGAUAAAUGGUUCUCUGUCUGGAAAUUCAAAGUCAAUUUCUGGAUCAGAUUGUGUGCCGCAAAUCGUGAAAAGGAAGAGCUUGUUCGAAAAGGAAAUCUGUGGAAGCUAUGAUUUAAAUUGCGAAUUAUGAAAACAAAAAUGAUAAUUUUAAAAGCCUUAUGUGAACGGUAACUUGUAUUAUAAAGAGGGAACAUUCGAUAACCGCUGCAAUUUUAAACUUUAAAGAGGAAAGAUUUUAAAGUUUUUAUCCCUGAGAGCCACAACUUUAAUUAUGAACUAUGGACAGGCGAGAUCUGAGAAUUUCUUUAUAUUUGUGGACCACUGUUUCGAGCAUGAAGAAAAGGGAUCCAACGGCUGUAUCUUCGUACAAAAACUACAAGAAUGAAUAAUCCCGAAGCUGCAUGAUCUUUCAGAUUUAUUACUCUGAUUUUUAAGCACGAGGAUCGAUUUACUUUUGAGAGCCACAAUAUCUCAAUCAUGCCACAUCCUUGCGUCGUCUGCGGCCGUUCGCGCAUGAACCCCAACAAUCGCGAGGAGGAAUAUAUGUUUUUCGGCUUUCCAGUGAAUGACGAAGCGCGUUGCUGUCGAUGGCUAGAGUUCUGUGGUCGCGAAGACCUCUACAAGCUGACAAAAAAGCAGCUUCUUCAACGUAUGGUCUGCUCUAAGCACUUCCAGCCCCAUGAUUUUCUUAAUGAACCGUAUAUAGACCGUUUAAAUUCCACCGCAGUUCCAUCAAUUUACGAUCCUAAGCAAAGUUUGUACAAUAUAACGUGUGUUCUUUGUGGCAGAACACGAAGAGAUCCACCCGCAGCAGAUUACGAUGGAACAACCUUUCAUCAUUUCCCCGGAGAAGAGUUCCGCUGCCUCAAAUGGUUGGACUUUGUUGGCAUGGAUUCUUAUUACAGGUUAACGAGGAAGGAAAUACUUUUCUGCUACAUAUGUUCCAAACAUUUUGACCGUUCGCAAUUUGUCCCGGGAUUUAAGGGAAGAUUAAUGGAGAAUGCGGUCCCCAGUGUUCUUAAUCCAGACCAAUUGAACCAGACGGAAUCUGUUAUUAAAUCGGGUUUCAAAUUGCAGCCUGAACCAAAGCUUUUCAGCCCUUCAGAUAAGAGCAAAAAGGUGGAGCCAUUACCUGACAAGAUAUUGGAGAGCCAGGCUUGUGCAGCUUGUGGUCGGUUAAGGUCCGAUCCGAGGAACAAGCUGGAACGUUACAAGUUCCAUCCGUUCCCGGCAUACGAAAUAGGUCGAUGUUUGCGAUGGUGUCAAUUCUUGGGCCGGGAAGAUUUACUCAAAAUGUCGCCCAAUCAAAUACGCAAACUCGUACUGUGUUCGAAACACUUUCAGACCGGCCAAAGCUUCCACAACAUCGGCCCAUGCGAUGCGGUUCCUACAAUUAAGGAUAUUACGGAAUCUGAAAAUAUUAUGGAGCAAAAUGAGGACGAGCCGGACCUCGGAGACGAGAGCAGAGACCCUUCCAAGGUCCUUAAGCGUAGCUCUAGGCCACUAGUAUCCAGCAAGAAACCCAAAAUAGACAACAAACCUGCACCGUUAGCCAAGAAACGAGGAAAGACCCGAAGACCGACUUCCAUUAAUAUUCCUAGACCUAUGCCCAGCAAUUUGGAGAGCCAAAUGAUUAGAAAACUACCUCUUCCAUCUACAACCAAUUGGAAGAUCCAGUUGGGAGAUCAGUUGCAGCCGAUUACAAUUAAUAAUAUCCCUUCAAAUGUUACGAAUAAUCAGACAAAUAUUAAAAAAAUUAUAAUGCCAUUUACUGGGGAUAUAUCGUCUCUUGGUGCUCCGAUACCUGUUCACAGUUUAUCAAGUAUUCCACCGGGGCUGCUGAUCAAGAUAAACUUGCCAGACCAAGAGCACCAGCACCCGCUACAACAGCAGAAGUCAAAGGUGAAAAGGCAAAAGACAAAGAAUGUGACAAACAGCUCGAAUAAACAAGUUUGGGAAAAGAAUAAUGGCCAGACUUCUAUGUUGCAAGAUACGGAACAAAAUAUAGAUAAAAAUAUAGUACAGUUUCUAUCGAUGUCUUCAGAACCUGUAGAAGAGACUGUAGAUUCUAAUCAAAUAGAAAUGCAGGAACAAGUUAUUUCGCACUCUUUGGAGAUUGUGGAUGUUCAAGGCGGAGUUCAGGUGAAACAGGAAUAUUUCGACGACGUGGAUCAAGUGAAGAAAAGUCCAGGGAAGAGUAAGAAGGGAAAAGUAAGGCGACAAAAGAGAGUUACGGGAACCAUGAGAAGAACCAUGUUUCCUAUCAACAAUGAGAUUAAGUAUUUCUUUAGGAAAAUGGUGCCGCUAAUGCGUCGUCUACCGACACAAGCUAGGGCAACAAUGAAAUUGUCAAUCGUUAAUAUGGUAAUCGAUAAACUCUGAAAUUGCAAACA